GCAUGCCUUCUAAGAGCCCCUCCCUCACAGUGAAGGCCAAACAGGCAGAUGGCUCUUCCCUCAGCUGGACCAUGAAGAGGUUCCUGGAGCCCGCCAGCAGGCAAGGGUCUCUGAGUUCGGAGGCGGAGCUAUCUCAGUACUUUUCCCAGGAAGUAACCAGUCAUUCGUCGCUGUCGGAAACCACUGCGAUGGGAUCCAGUGAUGACGACAUGCUCCACCACAGGAGCUGUAACACCUCAAUAGACGACACCCCCGCCACUCAGCCACAUGGGUUAAAAGAUGCCUCUGGUGUAGGAGUGGAGGUCAGCGUGGAGGUCAGAACAGAUGAUAAGGCUCCCGGUGUCCCGGUGUUGAACCGGCCAGUGGAGGCCACCCAGCGCCAGCCCAGCGUGUGUAGUCCUGGUAGCAGCUCCGUCCGCAGUCCACUGCUCCGACAGAGACGAGUCAUCUGCCGUGACGAUGAGGUCAGCGAUGAUGAAGAUGCUGUUACCCUGCCCUUCCGCCAGGUCGCUGGUCGGGUUACCGCUAUGGGGGUGGUUGCUGACUCUGGCAUCAUGAUCUCUACUACAUCAGUGGAGUUGGACGAAGAGAGUGAAGGCCCACAUAUCCUGCUUCGUAGUAAUUCUCUGGAGUCACAGGAAGGGGUCGGUUUCGUUCCUUCCUCCGGCGCAGAAUCACCCUUCAUGCCUAUCCGCCGGUUGGACCAGCACCAGACCCCCGGGGGAGGAGGAGGGUCUUUCCCCACGACAGGCCCCAGUAACCUGGGUGUGAGGAAGGACCCUCAGGGCCCCCUGGAGCCCAAGCACUCCCCUAAGCUGGAACACAAAGCUGUGACACGCGUCAAGACUAUGCUGAGCAUCGAGGCCCCGCCCAUCCAGCCAACCAAUCAGCAGAACCAGAACCAGAGAACCAAAGGAGAGGAGUCUCCGACCUCCUCAUCCUCUCAGUCUCUGGCCCCUCAGCCUGGGGUAGCCUCCAGCCACUCCCUGGGACGGCCUGGUUGUAACCCCAACCUCCUCUGUAAGAAGGGCGAGGCCUGCAGUGAGCUGGCGGGGGAAGAGCCAGCUCACUGCACCAUCGACAAGGUGGUCCUGAGGAGGAGUGAGGAGGAGUCCUUCGGUCUGGACCUGGAGAUCAGAUCCUCUCCUCUGAAGGUGGUGAUAACUGGAUUGAGGCUUGGAGGAGCGGCCGAGAGAGAGUCCCGGGGCAGGAUGUGUGUGGGAGACGAGAUCGUGUCGAUCGGGGACACGCCCACGUGCUCCUCGUCCUAUCACGACAUCUGUGAGCUCAUGCACAACCUUCCCGUGACCCUCGCGCUGGAGGUCAAGAGGCCCAUGUCAGCAUUAUAA
Molecule: messenger RNA, 1349 nt
Organism: Oncorhynchus nerka (sockeye salmon)
Lineage: Eukaryota; Metazoa; Chordata; Actinopteri; Salmoniformes; Salmonidae
Product: PDZ domain-containing protein 2-like
Exons: 6
Coding region: 3-1349 (448 amino acids)
Molecular function (GO): protein binding
Source: RefSeq, a predicted model, not a curated record